Messenger RNA from Schizophyllum commune H4-8, 2252 nucleotides. RefSeq names its product pyranose-2-oxidase. Lineage: Eukaryota; Fungi; Basidiomycota; Agaricomycetes; Agaricales; Schizophyllaceae. Gene Ontology annotation, molecular function: pyranose oxidase activity; flavin adenine dinucleotide binding. Bases 53 to 1969 code for a protein of 638 amino acids. The transcript has 16 exons. The record is from RefSeq and is a predicted model, not a curated record.
GACGAUAUCUUCUUCCUACCUCUACACUGAACGCACAUUCACCAGAGGUAUCAUGUCUCUCAGCUCAAUGGACCCCUACGCCAACUUCGAGCAGACGGGCUGGAAGAGCAAGCCCGCUGCUGCGCUCUCUGAGGAUGCCCACGCGACGUCACUACCUCCGCUCCCCAUGCCUGGAGGCGCACCGGCACCGGACCCGCAGUACGACGUUGUCAUCGUAGGCUCUGGUCCGGUCGGAUCCACCUACGCGCGCAUGCUCGUCGAAGCUGGAUACAAAGCCGCGAUGUUCGACGUUGGGGAGAUUGACUCCGGAGUGAAGCGAGGCGCUCACAAGAAGAACCUGGUCGAGUAUCAGAAGAACAUCGACAAGUUUGUCCACGUUAUCCAGGGGCAGCUGAUGCCGGUCUCGGUUCCGGUGAACCAGCUGGUCGUCGACAACCUCGACCCGGGAAGCUGGCAGGCCUCAGCGCACUUUGUCCGCAACAACGCCAAUCCAGGCCAGGAUCCCUUCCGCAAUCUUAGCGCGCAGGCAGUGACUCGCGUCGUCGGGGGCAUGUCCACCCACUGGACUUGCGCGACUCCUCGAUUCCAGAAGGCGGAGCGUCCCAUGCUCGUGAAGCCUCCGAAGAACAAUAAUAAGGCGGACGCGAACGAGGAGGAAUGGAAGCGCCUCUACGACAAGGCCGAGGGCUUCAUCGGGAAAGGCGAUGACCAGUACAAGGAAUCCAUUCGUCACAAUCUCGUGCUCGAGAAACUCAAGCACGACUACUCUGGUCAUCGCCAGUUCCAGCAGAUCCCUCUGGCCGCUAAGCGCGUGAGCCCGCGAUUCGUCGAGUGGAGCUCGGCCCAUACCGUCUUCGACCUCGAGGAUCGUCCAAACAAGGAGCAUCCCAACGAGCACUUCCAUCUCUUCCCGGCGGCGAUGUGUACCUCGAUUGAGCGGAGCUCGGACGACAAGUCGAUCGAGGCUAUUCGCAUCAAGGACCUGCGCGGGAAUGGCGAUGGGUAUAGGAUCAAGGCCAAGAUCGUCAUUCUUGCGGCAGGGGCGGUGCAUAACCCUCAGAUACUCACCAGCUCCGGGUUCGGCAAGCUUGGCGCGCCGAAGAGCGCCGAGACGCCCGCUCGCCUACCCUAUCUCGGCAAGUUCAUCACGGAGCAGACGCUGGCGUUCUGCCAGACAGUGAUGAGUGCCGAGCUCGUCAACCUCGUCAAGUCCGACAUGAAGAUCUCGGGCACGCCGGGAAAGCCGGACUACAAUGUGACCUGGGACCCCAACGACACGAAGAACAAACACGAGAAGUGGUGGAACGACCGCGUGCAGGCUCACAUGAUGAAGCACCAGGAGGAUCCCCUGCCCAUUCCCCUCGAUGAUCCCGAACCCCAAGUUACGACGCUCUUCAACGACAAGUUUCCCUGGCAUACUCAGAUCCAUCGCGACGCGUUUAGCUACGGAGCCGUUGCUGAGAGCAUCGACACUCGCCUCGUCGUGGACUGGCGCUUCUUCGGGCGUACGCAUCCGGAGGAGGCCAACCAAAUAUGGUUCUCAGACAAGAUCACGGACCCAUAUGGGAUGCCGCAGCCGACCUUCAACUUCCGCUACCAGUCAGCGAAGAAGCCAGGCGAGUCGGAACUUGAGGCGUCGCGGAUGAUGGCUGAUAUGUGCGCCAUGUCGUCAAGGGUCGGCGGGUUCCUCCCUGGCUCCAACCCGCAGUGGAUGGAGCCCGGGCUCGCGCUUCAUCUAGGUGGAACGCAUCGCAUGGGCUUCGAUGAAAAGGCGGACCGUUGCUGCGUCGACACAUACUCGAAGGUGUUCGGCUACGGCAACCUCUUCCUCGGUGGCGUCGGGAACAUUGGCACGGCAUACGCGUCGAACCCGACUUUGACUGCCAUGGCAUUGGCCAUUAGGAGCUGCGAGUAUAUCAUCAAGAAUAUCCCAAAGGGCCCGGCGGGUAGCGAGCAACAUGAGGAUUGAAGUGUUGGGUGUGACACACCAGCGACUUGUUGUACUAUAUACUCGAACACGAUUGCAUUUGUGUGCUAGUUUCUUCCGAAUUUAUGUUGACAACGGACUUGUUAUUGCAAGAUAUAAGAGUGGGGAUUCGAUGAAGUGGAGAUGUAUAUGAUCACGCAGGCCAGUGACUACCGCCAACAAAAGCGAAAUGAAUGUACAAACAGUCGUUCGCGAGGGCUAUACAGAACUACCGGCACCUCUCCGCGGUCAGAGAGACCUUGCCAUCCCGCAAAGGCCAAACUUC